This is a messenger RNA of Saccostrea cuccullata (small rock oyster), 504 nucleotides long. RefSeq names its product ninjurin-1-like. Gene Ontology annotation, biological process: tissue regeneration; cell adhesion. NCBI's taxonomy places the organism in Eukaryota, Metazoa, Mollusca, Bivalvia, Ostreida, Ostreidae. The transcript has a single exon. The coding region runs from base 1 to 504 and encodes 167 amino acids. Gene Ontology annotation, cellular component: membrane. The record is from RefSeq and is a predicted model, not a curated record.
AUGUUAAAAUUCCCAAGAUUUGCGAAUGAUUUGCAGGAAGUUGAUGGACAACAGCAAACAUCGUCUUCCAAAAGUCCAUUUACGGACAGACAGAACUUUGUUAGACAAUUGUGUGACGCUUCAAUGUUGGCCGCAAACGUUUCCCAGCUCCGCGUUGUGUUGGACGGAGGUUCAGAGAACAGCUAUUAUAUUCCCUUAUUAUUGAUGAUCGGAUUUUCACUUUUAUUUCACAUCGGGUUUGGAUUUCUAAUGAUUCAUAGGUGGAGAAAGGAAAGAGAAGCUGAAAUGUCUCACAAAAAGUCCUCUAGUCAGCCAGGUACGCCAUCUUCAAGUGUUAGCGCCUUAUCAGAACAGGCAAAAGGAGUGACUUGUUUUUGCUCCUCAUGUUUGACAGUAGAGAGAUGUGACGAGAUCAGCAUGUUUAUCAUGCUUAUAAUCGUUGUUUUAAAUGUCUUUAUUGCAGGACUUGGGUUAUCAGGGCCAUCGAGAGGUGGAACUAAUUAG